AUGGCUAUUCUGGACCGAUAUCCUCAAGAGCGCGACCUUUUCGGGGCCGUUAUUGUCCACAACCUUGACAUCAGCGUCCCCGGAAGGCUGCUGCAGCUACCAUUGCUCCGAGCCUUCGACCGGAAGUUUCGCAUGCUUCUGACGCUUUACUGCGAGCGGCAUGCCUUCUUCCCAGACCAGCAGAUCCUCAAGGAGGGCGAGGCUGGUGACAAGUGCUACAUAUUCAAUCUUGGUCCAGCCAUGCUGCAGAAAAAGGGCUUUACAGUGAAGACUUUCUCGCCGGGGUCACACUUCGGCUGCGACCACAUGCUGGGCAUCAACAGGCUCUACUGUGGCUCGCUGAUCGCCAUGACGGUAUGCCACAUCCUGGCCGUGUCCCGCAGCUCCUACCUGCUGGCGCUCGAGCAGUAUCCGUCGCAGAAGGCGAGCCAACAGCUCCUCCGCCAGCAGCGGGUGGAAGCCAAAGAGCUUCGCCAGGCCAUCCAGAGGAUAACGAUCCGAAAGAGCAUCUGGCAAAGAUACCAAGGCGAGAUCCACAAGGAGAAGAACAUGUUCUUCCUCUCUGAGCAUGACCUGGCCAAGCGAUUCAUGAAAGCGUGGUUCGAGACCGCCAAGGAGCUCAAAGCGAGAAGGUCGGAGCGAAAUCGCCGGAGGAAGGAGGUCGAGGAAAUGAUUGAGAACUGGAAGAUGAAGAACGAGGCAGGUUUGAAGAAAGCCGCGUAUAAGAAGAAGGAGAGAGAGAUUCUGGCCAGGAAUAUUCUCGAGAGGGGCCCACUGGAAUUCAUCGAUCCUCCAGAGUCUCAGACACCCCGGCUGCCGCGCAUACCGAAGAAGCAGACGCAGGAGCUGGUCUCCAUCCUCAAAGCCUGGCCCUCGCCCCGUCCAUCUCCUCACUACGAGCUGAAAGUAUGGAAUGUCAUGAGCAAGGAGCUUACGCAGCCGCCUCCUGGCGAAGCAGCCGGUGCUCGGCUGCUGCCAAUGCUGCAGGGUGUCCGCAGACGAGGCGAAGCCAUCCUCGAGGCACCAGGCUCCGAUGGCGAAGAGUCGGAAGAGAUCGAUCUAAAUGAGGAGGAAGAGGCUCCAGUCGUCGCGAUGGCAAGCAACAUGAGCACGACGGGCGUCGAAAGGGCGCGCCGCCUGACGCGCCUUCUGAAUGCCACGCAGGAGGUGAUGGAUUCCCAUCUCGGUUAG
This is a messenger RNA of Symbiodinium necroappetens, 1191 nucleotides long. NCBI's taxonomy places the organism in Eukaryota, Dinophyceae, Suessiales, Symbiodiniaceae. The record is from the annotation of a GenBank genome assembly.